Messenger RNA from Rotaria sp. Silwood1, 819 nucleotides. NCBI's taxonomy places the organism in Eukaryota, Metazoa, Rotifera, Eurotatoria, Philodinida, Philodinidae. The record is from the annotation of a GenBank genome assembly.
AUGCCAAGCCGAGCAGUCGUGAAUAAGUUGAAAGUUUGUGAAGUUCCAUCUGAAUUAAAAAAAUUAAAUAAUCUUGAAAAACAUUUAAUUGCUUUAAGAUUACCAUUUAUGAAAAUUGUAAAUUUAACAUCAGGAAAAUUAUCGAGUAGAUUGUCACAAAAAGGUACUAAAGGGCCACUUCAUUGUGUGCCAUCAGAUGUAGAAGACACUGUAACUACAUUACCUCCUCCAGUUGAUAAAUCGAUGAUGGUUCGAUUGCAAUUGAAACGACGUCUAAAAUACAAAGCUGUAUGGGAAGAACAAUUAAUAAAUCCAAAUGAUGUAAGAGAUGCACUAUUUGUUUUAACUAAGAUGCAUCCAGGAUAUAAAAGUAUAAAGAUAAAUGAUAUUCAUGAAAAUUAUCUUACAUCUGAUCAAGAAAAAAACUAUGACAAUAACAUUGAGUUAGUAGUUGAACCAAUGGAUGUUGACAACAUAUCAGAAGAAACUGUCAUUGAACAAACAGAAGUAUCUAAUGAAAAUGGACGAAAAAAUAAAGGACAUUUCGUCCGAGGACAUUUUCGAAAGGACAUUCUAGCAUGUAUUCAUGAAAAUAGUCUAAAAAGAUUAGCUUUGGAUGAUAUUGAUAAUACUAUUGAUAGUGAUGAAGAAAUCAAUGAAGAUGAUAAAGAUAUUCGUACUAAAUAUAAUAUUGGUACAGAUUCAUGUACUCAACCAUGUGAUUUUAAUGAUUUUUUAGUGUUUGAUAAAGAACCAUGCGUAGUGGCACCAGCUGAAAAAAAUAAAUUAAGUUCAUUAUUAACAGAUAAAAAAAAUUGA